ACGGUGCUUCAAUUAUAAAUAGGCCUUCGACAAGGUCGUGGCCAUGGAAACAGAAAUAAAAACUACAAGAAACCCGAGAGUCCAUGUGAGACUGGUUCCUCUAGGAUUAGACGGGUUAAGACUCCCAGCGCUCAGACGAAUCUUCCCAUUGUCUCACUAUGGAGCUGCCAUCUUUAUUGCUUUGUAUCCUGCUGAAAGUCUCGGCUGUUGGCUGUCAGGUCCUUGCACAGGAGCGCAUUGUCGGAGGCUACGUUCCCGUUCCGCAUUCAAUCAAGUACAUCGUGUCGAUACAGACGACGGACCGCCAGCACUUCUGUGGGGGCUUCUUGAUCAAUAAAUUCUGGGUAAUCACAGCAGCACACUGCAACAUCGGGUUAAACAGAAUGGUGAUGGUGGCAGGAGACUAUUCUUUGACAGUUUAUGAAGGUACAGAGCAAGAGAUCCAGCCCCAGAUUUUGCUUCCGCACCCUGACUACAACAGUGUCACAAACAACAGCGACAUCAUGCUUAUUAAGCUAAGGGCUCCCGUCUUCUUGAACAGCUACAUAUCUGUGGUUUUGCUGCCCCGGCAAGACGCCACCAUCGCAGAGGGCAAAAUGUGUAGGGUGUCAGGGUGGGGAUAUACGGCCCCCAGUGGGGGCCAAAUCCCAUCCACCCUUCGAACCGUCACACUUCCCAUCGUGUCUAUGGAGAAGUGCAACAGCAGCGACUCAUUUAAUGGGAGCAUCACUGAGAGCAUGCUCUGUGCAGGUUACAGUUUAGGAGGAAAAGAUGCCUGCCAGGGCGACUCUGGAGGGCCACUUGUGUGCAACGGUCGGGCCUAUGGCGUGGUGUCGUGGGGCAAAGGUUGUGCCGAAGCUCAGUUUCCUGGAGUUUACACUGCAGUGUCCAAGUUCCGCAAGUGGAUAGAUGAGACCAUAUUCAGCUACUACAGCCGAUGUCACACGAAUUAAAGCUCGCAGUGUUGAGUCGCCAGAGACUUAAUGUUCUUGAGUUUGGUCGAAAAACAUGUUUGAAUCAACAUUUGAGCGAGCUCCAGGAUAUUGUUGGGUUCAGUGAAUUGUUGCACAUGAUGGAAAGCACUUCUGUUUGCUUUCCAGAUGAGACGUGAAUGAGGUUGAUCACAGAGAUAUUUCAUGUUCAAAAGGCUUCAGUAUCUGGACUCUUAAUAAUACAUUUAAUAAUAGAGGUUUAUUUCAGGUGCAACAUUUAGUGUAAUUUUUGGACUGAUUUUCCCUUAAUGUAAUUUUGUAGCAUUUUAAGACAAAAUGUAUUUGUUUUAGUUUUUAUUUUUCAGAUUUAAUUUUUUAUUAAUGCAAGUUCUACUUUGAAUGGAAAUUAUUUAUAUUGAGUUACCGGUAAAUUAAACUGAAAUAAUUCAUUUAAAGAAUGGAUUGUUAAUUGAACUGAAUAUUAAAAUUGCAUAUUGGAACAAAUUGAUCAGAAUUGGCAGAUAUUUAGACCUGAAUACACGCUUAUGGUUUCUUCUCCAUUUAACGACAGCUUUAGAUUCCAGCAGAUCUUCACACCGUGAAUUAAACCCUGGCGUUAUAAAGAAGGAGCAUCUAAUGUCUUUAAUAAGUAAAGAGUGUUGUAACAACAGUCAAAGCAGGACACGUCUCCACACCAAAGCAUGGUGCCAUAUUGCUUUUCCUCCAGCUCACAACCUUUAAAGUCCUCCUAUGACAAUACUUUUUUUUUAAUAAAAAAGUUCACACUGGUGUUUUAGUUAGGAUUAUGAAGUUUUUAAGCAAAAAUCUCACAACAGUCUCCGUUCUCCAAAGUUUAUCUUAAGCGAUAAAGAAACGGUAAAAAGUGACAUAUUUUUGGUUCCAAAUUGACACUUUUUGAACAAUGUGUGGAAUGAAAAAACAAAGGUCUGUACCAGAUCCUGCUGUUUAAUAAAAUGACAGAUGAAAAACAACUAGGAUAAGCCCAUGAAAAAUGCUUUGAAUUACAUUAUAAUUGAGGCUUCAUUGCACUGGCUUUGGCUCAGUACUGAUUUGAUGGUAGCACAUGCAGACUGUUGAAUUCACUUACACAGCAGAGAAAUGAAAUGAAGGAAAGAAAGUGACUAUUUGCAUUUAAUUUUUCAAAUACGUGCAGCCAGUGCUGAACUUUGUACAGUCUACGGUUAACUAUGUAAUUCUUGCAGCAGAGGCAUCCAGUUUCAAUCUUGUCUUCUGGGGCACCUGAGCUUUUACAUGCUGGACGGGGCAGAGCUGUUGUGACAUCACAAUGGCUUAUUCAUUCAACCAGAGCGUCUUUGCAACAGUUUGAUUCAAAGUGGUUUAACAGGAGAAUUACUCAGAGAUGGAAAAAGGAAAGGAUUUCUUAUUACAUUUGCUCUCUUUCAUAAGAAAAAUGCCGCACGUACAUGUCAAAAACUCAAAACACAUGAUUUUUAUCGGAGGGGGACUUUUAAAGUAAUGGAGCUGGUUAUUAAAAUAAUAAUGCAUUUUGUGGUACAAGCACUAAAUAUGUCAUGGAUGUACUUGAGGGACCCCCUCUUUCAGAAAAGCACAUUAGCCACAGGAAAUUUAAAGAUUUGAAAAUAUAUAUAAUAUACAUGUAAAAGUAUACUGUGGGUAAAUUUUAAAGACUGCAAUUUGUGCAUGAACAGUCCAUAUUGUUGAGACUGGGAAAAAUACACACUGAAUAUUUUAUUAACAAUUGAAGGUAAGGUCGCCAUCUUUACAAACGGCCACCAUUUCGCUUUUCUGUAAGAGGAGAUCGUACCAUCUAUGCCAAAUGUCAGGCAUGCCCAACAAAAUGCACGCUUUUUCUAAAAUAUCAACCUAACCGGCUCCGCUAUGGGGCAACCCGUUUCUAAAGGGUGAGAGCAAAUCCACUUAUGUUUAAGUAAAACUGGUGCUGUCCAUUAUGUAUAAAUAUUCUGCAACGUUUGGUUAAUUAAUUACAUUUAACACUUUUAGUUUUGAAAAGAUCGUUUGGGUGUAAAAUUAGAAAAAUUCUCACAGUAAGAAUAUUGGUUGUCUUCCCUGAGUACUUAUUGGAAUGUGUGUUCAUUUGCCGAUUGUGGGAUUUAUUGUGUUUAAUUAAAGACGGAACGGUUUAAUCGGGUUUCCAGUCAUCUGAAACAAUUCUGUGUACAUUAGGAAAAGGUUAAUUGUUUUCUUGCAGAGUCAGAGCAAAAGCAGAAUUUAUGUUGUGUAAGUCUGAAUGCAAACUAACUUGACUACUAUCUCUCAACAUUUUUUGUAUUUCUUUUUUUAAAAAUAUAUAAAAAUAUAUUUUAUUCUUAAAAGGUUCACAGGUGACGCUUCACAGAUUGAUUGUAUUUUAUAGUUGAUGUGUAAACCUGGCAUUCUGCAGAGAAAAGACUUUGAAGAAUCUACACAAACAAA
Messenger RNA from Oryzias latipes (Japanese medaka), 3368 nucleotides. RefSeq names its product trypsin-3. Gene Ontology annotation, biological process: proteolysis. NCBI's taxonomy places the organism in Eukaryota, Metazoa, Chordata, Actinopteri, Beloniformes, Adrianichthyidae. The record is from RefSeq and is a predicted model, not a curated record. Gene Ontology annotation, molecular function: serine-type endopeptidase activity.